AAAGACGAACUAACAACCAUAACAAAAAGCGUCUCUUUUCAGGCGCAGGGAGGCCCUUGAAAUUCAUUUAAAAAAUUAGAACCGUUCGUUCUUCCCACAGAAGAGUCACUCGAUCCGAUUAAUCGCCUAAAAUAGAGCAGUCGCGUUGGCAUAUUAUUUGCCGAAAUGGCAGCGCCGAACCAAAGUUUCUCCAGCCUGGAGGAAUCUUGCAAAAAACUUCUCCACUCGACAAUCUUCUUGGGCAACUACACGGAGCGGCGUUGGGUGCCCCACUUGAAUCGGUACAAGGAUGUGAUAAUUUUGUCGCCAUCCGAAACUGAGCUCAGGAAAAAGUUAUUCAAACUUCGAAUGGACGUUCACGAGAAUUAUGAAGGAAUCAAAACUUCCAACAUCGUUCUCGCAGCGGAUUUCACGAUGAUUUAUUCUAAUUUGCCUUUUGGUUGCCCCUUCGGCUCGCAUUGGUUCAAAAUCAGGCACGUCAAAGUCGAGCCCAACGAACGAGACGUCAUUUUCACCCUGAAAAUUGUUAGAUCUGUUGACCCACGAGAUUUCAACGACUCCAGCAAAGGAGAUUUGCCAAAGCCUGCGGACGAGCCUGAAAUGAUUUGGUCGGACGCCCUUCAGAGACUGAAAUUCGCCUUCACCGUGUCAAACGUGAUUCAGUUCUUCCGCAUCACUCUGCUAGUCAUCAUGACAAUCGUAAUGGGCACCUUUGUGGCCAUCAAGUCCACGGCCACUUUUCUCCUAACUUUUACCAGAGAAUGCUCCAUUUUUGUCCGAUCGGCAACACCGUUCCUCUUGGGCACCUCAAAUGUGAUUUCCAAAAUAUUUGGCGGCUUUUUCAUUUUAUUGUCGAUGGUUUGGAAAGACAUUUUCUAUCUGGCGAGACGAAAAAUUGACCCCGAUGGAACACCUGUCCGACCUCCAGACAGACCUCAGCAAGCUCAGCUUCCGGCAAUUUCUUUCUACGGCAGCCAGUAUAACACACCAGUCACUCGAAAUGUCAACUUCAGGCAGCGCAGAUACGGCGGGGGAGUUAAAAUUACGGAGCUCCCUGACUAAACUUUUAGUUUGAUCUCUGAAUUUUUGUAAGGAAACAUUAAUUAUUAUUUUUUCUUGUUUUGAAUUCAAAUUGAGGAAUUAAAAGUAAAUUAUAAGUCGUGCUUGAAUCCAGUCUUUGUGAUAACUAAUUUUCAAUAAUCAUUGAAUUGUAAUUGUAGUAUUUUCAUUUCAUCGAUGGAAAUGUGACUUGCAAACAGACUAUAUGUACUAAUUUUAUAAUAAAGCUAAAUUGUGUAAUAUUUUUUUUUAUUAUC
Neocloeon triangulifer is the source of this 1316-nucleotide messenger RNA. RefSeq lists its product as uncharacterized. The coding region runs from base 166 to 1062 and encodes 298 amino acids. The record is from RefSeq and is a predicted model, not a curated record. NCBI's taxonomy places the organism in Eukaryota, Metazoa, Arthropoda, Insecta, Ephemeroptera, Baetidae. The transcript has 5 exons.